UCGGUGACCGAUGCUAUGACGCGCUGAACCUGCUCGAUAGGGCACUCAGCGAGAUCCCCGAUGCGCAGAUGCCGACACCGUUGCUUGACGACAAGGUCGUCCCGAUGCUACACUAUAUAACGCAGCACUGCCGCGACAAGGAGGUUCGCGAGAAAGGCUUGAAGUUGUUGGAGCGGUGUAUCACGCGGACGAGUCCGUGGGACAUACGAGGCUCGUUGCUGGGCAUGCAGGCCUUCCUAGAAGUUGAGGAGGAAGGAAGGGAUGAAAAGGGAUAUAUAUCGCCCAAUGCGAGAUACAAGUGGGUGUUGGCGCAGUGGAACGAGGAGCACACGGAGUACAGCCUGAAGAUUCAAGGUUUGACGUCUUCGGACGAGAGGCUGCUCACGGUGACUACAGCGACGACGGAACCUGUGCCUUAGAAUGUCCAGGUCUUUUGCUCGAAAAAUACUAUGAGGACGUUCACGAUCUGUUGUAAAUAUGUUCAUGAAUUCCACCAUAACAAGCUUAUGAUUUUGAGCCGCAAAUAUCUUUCGCUUUGACACAAUGUAGCAGUUCUUCAACGGGUUUUACACACAGACAAAUCAAUUCGUUCUGGGCAAGCCA
Molecule: messenger RNA, 603 nt
Organism: Microdochium trichocladiopsis
Lineage: Eukaryota; Fungi; Ascomycota; Sordariomycetes; Xylariales; Microdochiaceae
Exons: 1
Coding region: 69-419 (116 amino acids)
Source: RefSeq, a predicted model, not a curated record